CGACUGAGUCUCACGCGCGCACGCAACGACGAGAGGAGACGGAAGGGCCGGGGGGGAGGAGAGAGACGCUUGCGGAGUUGAGCCGAGGAGUCUUUGGGGGAGGGGGGGGGUUUGUGUGUGCGUCGGUCACAGAGACGGGGACCGCAGCUGCCGUUGACAUUUUUUCGAAUCGGCAUAUCUGAGUCUUCACUAACGAGGAGGGAAGAUGCGCGACACACCGAGGAGUCCGGACGACUGCCACAGCCGCGACAGCGGCAUGGGGCUGUCCCCUCGCGCUGGGACCCCCGCGUCGCCCUGCUACGGCAACGGUGGCGGGCCGAGCUCCCCGCCCGAGAGCUCGUGCUCUGCUCGGCAGACCGGUGGUGAGAGCCAGCGAGUCUACCAAGGCGUGCGCGUGCGCUGCACGGUCCGCACCCUGCUGGAGCGGCAGAGGAACGGCCAGGCGACGGGCCAGACCCAGGUGCAAGGAAGCCUGAGUACUUGCAUGGAAGACCAAAGAUACAUCCCCAACAAGCGCAGGGGGAGUGGCAACACGCCCGUGCCCUCCAAGCGAGCGUGUCCAUCCCAGCCGCCCAAACAGGAGUCGGAUUCCGCCUUCGAGAUGCCGGAGAUGUUCCAGGAAAACUCCUCAGAGUACCAAAGCGACGACCUGCAGGAAAUCCUCGAUAACAUCCUCGAGAUAGAGGAGCGGGACAUGUUCAAAUCCUCUUCUCCCCAGCCAGAGGUGGGGACGAUCACCCACAACCCGUACAACACACCGGAGGUAUUCCUGCAUUUGGAGGAUUGCUGGCCGGACAAGAAGUUCUCGCCGACGGAGCCGAAGCCGCAAGAGUGGCCUUAUGCCGAGCUCGACGUGGGGAAGGUUCCCAAGGUGGACAACAAAUGGGCGUACAUCUCCGAUCGCGAGCCUCAGCAGCAGCAGCAGCAGCAGCAGGCCGCCCCCCUGUGCGGCAGGCCGGGCGAGCAGCCGAGGCACCAACCUCCUGCUCCCCCUGCUCCACCUGCUGCUCCCGCUCCUCCCGCUCCUCAUCUGGCGCCCAACGUGAGCAGCACUUGCUCCCAGGGCGGCGGCUCGUCGUUCCUGGACAGGCAGAUCCAGCAGAUGGAGCAGAAACUGGCGCACGUGACGACGCAGCAGCUGUGCCAGAAGGACGUGGACGGCGACACGUUGCUGCACAUCGCGGUGGUUCACGGGCAGCGGGCCCUGGCGUUCGUGCUGGCGCGGAAGAUGGCGAGUCACGGGUACCUGGACGAGCGUGAACACAAUGGCCUGUCGGCAUUGCACCUGGCGACCGUGACCAAUCAGCCUCUGAUCGUGGGUGACCUCAUGAGGCUGGGAGCUGAGAACGGCACCACCGACCGUUGGGGCCGGUCCCUGAUCCACGUCUGUGCCGAGGGUGGGUUCCUGCAGGUGCUGGAGGUUCUAAAGAGGUGGUGCAAGCAGAGGGGAAAGGUCUUGGAUGUCGACGUUACGAAUUUCGAAGGCCUCACGCCGCUGCACUGCGCGGUGAUGGCGCACGGCCAGACGGCGCGGGAGCUGCAGGCGAUGCUCGAGCGCCCCCAGAAUGCCUCUGGGGCGGCGGAGCUGGUGCGGCUGCAGCAGCGCAAGCAGCACCUCCUGGGCACCGUCGCCAUGCUGCUGGGCAUGGGCGCCUCGCUCCACGCUCAGGAUGGGAAGAGUGGCAGGUCGGUGAUACACUUAGCUGUGCAGGACUCCAAUCUCGAGUUGCUUGACUUCCUGCUCCGUCUCCCAACGUGCAGUCCACAGCUGAUCAACAUGAAGGCUUACAACGGGAACACGGCGCUGCACGUGGCGGCCGGGAUGGGCAACGGCGGUGCCUGCGGUGGCGGCGAGCAGGAGAACGUGAUCCUGGCGCUGAUGCACUACGGCGCCGACCCCAGCGUGCGCAACCUGGAGAACGAGCAGCCGCUCCACCUGGUGUACCAGGGCAGCGCGAGCGCCGAAUUGGUGAAACAGAUCCUAAGAGGGAGGGCUGGUGUGGCACAGCGAGCAAGGGCUCCUGCUCAGGCCAUCCUGGGCAGGCAGUGACUUUGGUUCGCAUGGCGUCACCCUGGUCAGAAAAUCACUGUCAUGUGACAGUCGGGUUUCCUUCAAUGUUUUCAAUUUAGCGACUUAAGGUGUCUGGGUUUGGCUCCUAGGCCGCCGAGCACGAAGGCUCGCAAACGCACCGCCUUAUUUAGGGCCUUCCAACGUCUGCAACGUGAAAUGCCAAAACCAAUAAUCGCGAUGUCUCAAUUAUCUCCGAGAUCCCAAAAAGCGAACUGCGAUGAAUGGGACAUUAUCCAGCCAAAUGUUUUGUUCGUCGGUUAAAAAAAGCCGAGCAUCUUGCCACCACGAGCAACUUCUGACAGCAAUUUAUCUACGUGCUUAUUUUCGCUAAACAAACGGCCUUGCACCAUAGAUGCAAAUUGGUCGCGAAGCGAGAAGCGGCUUAUCAUGGCUGCUGAAAACCGUCAACAUAUGCCCUCUUUAAACACCAAUUUGGUUUUUGUCGCAUUAUUUGUUUUUUGGCCGGGUGGAGGUUUUGGGGGGUGUGGCAACCACUCCGAAAAUGCCCCCCCCCCCCCAAAACCCUCCACCAGUCCACGUUCGAGACUUGGAAGGUAUUUGUCUGCGUGUGCGAGACGGUGCUUGUGAGCUGUCGUGGCUUGGGCCACAAGGAACUUUUCCCAGGGACUGUUGCGAAGUACUCAUGGUUUCUAUGAAACUCCACGUGUUGGUCGCGUUACGCGGCCACCUGUAUAGUUAUACGAUAAGGCGCUCCCCCUUAUGUAACCACUUUCGUUUCUCUUACUGUCAUUUUUACGCGCGAUUUUUGUUUUUGUUGUUGUUAAAGCGUAGAUCAUGUCGGAGAAAGUUUAACUUAUCUGGUAGGCGUGGGCAUUGACUUCCCCUUUUGAGAGAGAGAGAGAGAGGCAUUUAAUGCUUUGUAGCCCAGAGCUUCAUCGUCACCCACGCCUCCGCGCAUUCAUGACCAAGUGCGAAGGUGGGGACAGACUAAAUCUCAAUAGAGAUCCGGUUAGAAGGGUUAUUAUGGUUAAUGCUCAGCAAUUAUAAAUUAUAUUUUUCGUUAUAUUUUUUUUAUAACGUACAAUCAUUGCGAGCCCAUUGACGUAAUGGCUAUUACGUAGCUUAAAACGUAGAUAUAAUUCAGAUCUAUUCCCCAGCACAGUCAUUAUUAUGGCCCACGUUUGGCUGCCUAUUGCAAUAGCGAUGAGAGAAUUAUGAGUGAGUUUGGUCAAUGAGACAGACAAUUCGUGUGUGCUUAUUUAUUUUAAUUAUUUUGUUCUUACAGAUGAGUUAAACUUGGCUCUGCAACAAAGUUAAUAAGUUUAGCAUACAUUAUAUUUAAUAUUUUCUAACCGUCGAGUUACAUAUUUAAAUCUAUUUUUUCACCUUUGAUUAUAAUUUAUGACACAACAUUUGUGUGUUUUUAUACAUCCUGAUUAUUGCUUAUGUUUACGAAGAUUUUCAACGUUAAUAUAAUUAAGGUUAAUGAUUAUUUUUCUUUACAAUGGUACGAAUAGGCAAUAAAUUGAACAUUUUACUCUUUACGUUGAAGGUAGCAUGUUUAACGUUUAAGUAGGAUUCAAAUUUAGUGCAUCCGCAGUUGUUUUAAAGUCCACUGAUAUUAAAAUAAUAAAAAAUUGUUAUUCGUGUUUGACAAACCAUGAUUUUAGCACUGCUGGAUAAAGGUCUGUCUCCAUACUCUCGGUCACGGGUGGUCUCUUGACCAUACUUCACCACGCCGGUCAGUGCAGAUUGCUGGAGGGCCGGGGAUUGGGGCCCCCCAGAAUCGGUUCAGACAUCACACACCACAGGACGUUAUCCAUGAGCGGGAAUCUAACUUGGGUUGCCGGGUUCAUGGCGCAGUGCGGGAGCCGGUUCACUGCGUCACCGCUAAAUCCAAGAUUGUCAUUCGAAUAAAUGUUUAACAGUGUGCCAUCACAGCCCACGAGUAUUUUAUGGGAUUUACUGUGUAGGGUACAUUAAUAUAUACGCGUAAUGCGCGCGUAGUAGCAUGGUUUUCACGGUCGCGUGAAUCAUUUUAACGUCUUCAAAUUAAUACCUGCAGGGGGAUUUCUUUGACGGAAUUUUGUACGUCUUCGUUGCUUAACACACGUUUUAUAAAUCGUGAAGGCAAAACUGUUCAUCUUUAUUCGAGAGAGAGAUAUAUAUUAAUAUAAAUGUUCUGUAUACGGGUAGUAAUCAUGUUUUUUAAAUACUCUAUCGUUAUCGCUUCCUGUGUAGUCGUAAAUGUGAAAGGCAUGCGUACGCGUCGCGUGGACGAUCUAACUACGGUAACUAUGAACUCAACUAUAAUUUUACCGGCUACAGCCCGCUGAGCUAUGUAGCUCUCUUUCAGAAGCAACCUGGCCACAAAUGACAGCUCAACGAAGUGGCUUAUCGCGUGGAAAUGUAUCGCAGCCAAAUAAUCAAAAACGCGUGCUCAUAAAUGUGGAGGGGAAGAACGGGAGUCCCACACGACCACGGGGAGAACACGAAAACUCCAAUCAUGCAACAGGCGUCAGGGUCGGGAUCGAACGCACGACCUCCCGCGUACAAGGCGAGGGAGAUAACAUCUGCUCGCCACAGCGGCGCCCCAUAUAUUGACGAGAUGGGCACGUGGUUUCCGCUGCAUCUCCGUCGUUCGAUCGCCGCUACCGUGCGACGCUCCCGGGCGUCGUUUUUUGUUGCACUUCAACAAUAAAAACAUCAGUUUUCACGCCAGUCAGUCGGUCGGUCGGUCGGUCGGUCGCCGCGUUUGUGCGAGGGUUUGUCCGGUGACGAUUCGUGACGAUUCGUGACGAGUCGACGGGUAUAGUUUUCAUUGUCGAUUGUGUUAUCCUUCAUGCAUGCAAAAAAAAACGAAUAAAAGACUUCACGUCGUUAAAGGCA
Molecule: messenger RNA, 4921 nt
Organism: Petromyzon marinus (sea lamprey)
Lineage: Eukaryota; Metazoa; Chordata; Hyperoartia; Petromyzontiformes; Petromyzontidae
Product: NF-kappa-B inhibitor zeta-like
Biological process (GO): regulation of gene expression
Cellular component (GO): nucleus
Molecular function (GO): protein binding
Source: RefSeq, a predicted model, not a curated record